AUGUCUGCAGUUCUACUCCGCUCUUGCCCCGACAAUAUCUUCGAUUCUUCUCAAUCCCCCUCUUUCAUUAUCAAACCCGUUCGUCUUCCGUACAUUCCUCCUGAAAUCAUCCGAAUCGUUCUCUCUUUUCUCAAAAAUGACAGGCAGGCGCUCGCUGCUUGUGCCCGAGUAAACAGCACUUUCAAUCUUCAUGUUACUCCAAUACUUUACUCGACCGUUUCUUUCGCAUUCCCAUAUAACUUUUCGCUCUUUGCAAACACCGUCAAUUAUCCGACUUACCGCACUCAAUGGAUCAAGCACCUUGACCUGUCUGCGUUCUCAACCAUAGGAUUACAAAAGAGUUAUGCAUCUUUGCAGAACAUAGUCGAUCCAUCCACAUUGGUCAAAAUAUUCCGUACAUGCUCCUCUUUGGAAUCCUUGUCUGUUUCCGAGUCUCUGGAGGAAGCUCUCACCUUCGAUGUGUUGAAGACGCUAUUCUUUGAUUGCAACAACAUCAAAACAAUCGAUUUUUGCGGAUUUUCGAGGAAAACGUUCACUGACGCAAUGAAUAGGCUAACCGCGCAAAUGGGUAGGCCUCAAAUAACCUAUGACGAAUCUGGCUACAAGUUUGUCACUCCCGCUGCUCUCUUUCCACACAUUAAACGGCUAUCUCUACACGAAUGCACGACCCUGGGCGAAUACAACGUCAUCAUUCCUCUUCUCGCUCACUCACCCAAUCUUACCCACUUGGACGUGGGUGGAUGUUCGAUUACAGACGUUACAUUGCGAUUCAUGAUGGACUAUACCAACAUUCCAAACACUUUGACACAUUUGUCGACUGCCAAGUGUAAGGCGCUGUCAUUCGAUGGUAUUGCGGACUUUGUCGAGCAAUGUCAGUCACUGGUGCAUUUGAAUGUGUAUUCGGACAGACCGGUCACCACUGCAUUAACUGAACAGAGUUUGAUCCGUAUUAUGAGAUCACAAACUAUGAAGAAUAUCGAAACUUUGGAUAUCGGAUCGACUUAUAUCAUGCCCAGCGUGUUGCGUGCUAUUAAAGAGAACUGUUCAACCAAAUUGAAAAAACUUGGACUUGCUAAUGCACCAAUCACGUCACUUGCAUGUAUCACAGAUUUUCUUUCCUCGAUGCCUCAACUCGAAUACGUUGACUUGACAAACGUUCCUUGUCUAAACCUAAUCACAACAAACACGCUGUUAACCAGUCUGAUCAAGAACGAGUCGCAUCAAAUACACACGAUCGAAUUGUCUCAGGCAUUGUUGGGCAAAUUGGGCACUCUGCCCAAAUGGAAGAUUGUAAAGAAUUAUGGGCGAAGAUGGUAUUACGCCAAGAUUGAAAGAAAAGAUGGAAUUAAAGCGGACCGAGUUCAUGGAAGGAAAUUGGAUAUCACCGAGACUGGACCUGAGAGAAUGAGUAACAUCCAUCAAUACUAUUCAUUUGGAGUAUGA
This is a messenger RNA of Paraglomus occultum, 1443 nucleotides long. NCBI's taxonomy places the organism in Eukaryota, Fungi, Glomeromycota, Glomeromycetes, Paraglomerales, Paraglomeraceae. The record is from the annotation of a GenBank genome assembly.